UCCACGAAAGGACACUUGCUUGACUACAAAUUAUUACGGCACGCAGGCUAUCGGUAUUGUUUUCACAUGCACAGCUCAUUACGUACCUAGUUCAAAAUCGUUUGACCGAAAAACAAAUGUUGCGGCAGGGAGGGCUACGACCCCAGUUCUUGUUUCAUAACGGUCGUAACCCAAAACCUGAUAUGCAUAAGCGUCAUUAAUCCACCCCCACCCCCUCCUCCACAUAUAUAUAGAGUAUAGACAGACCUCUUUCCAGUCGCGUUCGCGGUGACAAAAAGAAAAAAAAAAUGGAGGACUUGAGCGCCAUGCGUCACCACUUGAUGUGCCCCAUCUCACUGCAGCCCAUGCAGGACCCCGUCACGGCGCCCACCGGCAUCACCUACGACCGGCGCGCCAUCGAGCGCUGGCUGGCCGCCGGCCACGCCACUUGCCCGGUCACUGGCCAGCCGCUCGCCCUCGCCGACCUCACCCCGAACCACACGCUCCGGAGGCUCAUCCAGUCCUGGUGCGCCCCGCGUCCCUCCACGCCACCGGAGGCGGCGGGUGCUAAUAAGCCGGCGGAUGGCGACGACGCAGUGGAGCACUCGCAGUCGCAGACCGACGACGACGUCGUCAAGAAGCUGCUGCGCGCGGCUACUUCCCCGCCCAUCGACGUGCUCCGCGAGGCCGCGGCGGCUGCGUUCGAGAGCGACGCGGCGCGGCGGCGCAUGGUGGACGCCGGCGUGCUCCAGCGCGUGCUCCGCGGCGUCGCGGCAAUCGCCAGCGAGGUCAAGGCCGAUGAUCCCCGACACCAUGAGAAUGAGAGCAGCUCAGCGAUCGCGCGCGCCAUCGAGGCCAGGCUCGACCUCGCCCGCGCGCUCGCCGUCUCUAGCUGCGACGACGACGAGCUGCGGCCGCAGCUGGUCGCCGACAGCCUCGUGCACGGCCUCCUCGACGCGGCGACGGACGUGCUGGCGGCCCUCGAGCGCGCCGGCGCCGGCGGCGCCGGCGGCGACGCGGCGCGGGCGAGCGCGGUCCGGCUGCUGGACUCCGUGACGGGGGCGGCCGGCGCGGCCGUGCUGGAGCGGCUGCGGCCGGGGCUCUUCCGCGCCGUCACGGCGGUGGUGCGCGACCGGGUGUCCCCCGCCGCGACGCGGUCCGCGCUGCGGGUGCUCCUGCACGCGUGCCCGCUGGGCCGGAACCGCGCGCUGGCCGUGGAGGCCGGCGCCGCGCGCGAGGCCAUCGAGCUGGAGCUCGACGCGCCGCCCGCGGGCGGCGGCGGCGGCAACAGGAGGGCCACGCAGUGGCGGAGCUGCAUAAUAACCAUUGGGUUCAACUGCUCCGCCCCUGGGGCCACGGAGCUGGCCUUGGCGCUGCUGGCGGAGCUGUGCGCGUGCGCGGACGGGCGCGCGGCCGUGGCGGCGCACCCGGCGGGCGUGGCCGUGGUGGCGCGGCGGCUGCUUCGCGUGUCCGCGGCCGCCGACGCGUGCGCCGUGCGCGUGCUGGCGGCCGUCGGCGGCCGGGCCGCGUCCCCCGAGGUGCUGCGCGAGAUGGCGCGCGUAGGCGCCGUCGGGAAGCUCUGCUGCGUGCUGCAGGCGGACUGCGACGCCGCCGUCAAGGACGCGGCCCGCGCCGUGCUCAGGCUGCACCACGGCGUGUGGAGCGGGUCGCCCUGCGUCAGCGCGUACCUGCUCUCCAGGUACCUCUAGUCGUUGCCGCCAGUAAGGGCACGCCAUGCAUGCAUGCUGCGAGGCAGCGACUUCCUGUCGGCAUUGCAGACCGACGACAUGGUUAAGUCUUCUCUACUAGUAACUAGCUCAUUUAGUUUUCUUGUUCGUCGAUCGGUCAAGAUUAUGCUGCCAGCAAAUAAUGGUAGUCAACCCAUCUAUCACCAGCAAAUGUAUGUAGAGGAAUUUAAUGUUAUUUUCCUUAUAUAUCUUUAUUAGACGAGGCUUUUCCUUUCU
Molecule: messenger RNA, 1943 nt
Organism: Zea mays
Lineage: Eukaryota; Viridiplantae; Streptophyta; Magnoliopsida; Poales; Poaceae
Product: E3 ubiquitin-protein ligase PUB23
Exons: 2
Coding region: 288-1688 (466 amino acids)
Biological process (GO): protein ubiquitination
Molecular function (GO): ubiquitin protein ligase activity
Source: RefSeq, a predicted model, not a curated record